AUGUCAUCAAUAUUAAAUUUCAAAAUAAUCCAUCUCAUCCUUUUAAUCCUAUUAACUUUUCACCCAUUAGUGAGCAAUUCUCAAGGAGUAAAAGCGCCACCAUGUCUCCCACUUACUAAUACAGUCACUUGUAGCGCUUUCUCACAAUAUUCUAUAUCUUCGGCUUCUUCAUUAACAUCUCCGCUCUCUCAAGAUUCAAAGGGGGCUAUUUUCGACACAACUUUUAACUGGCUACUAGAAGCAGAGAAUAUAACUAGAUUUGAUGAAUUACUUCUAAAUUAUGUAAAUACUCAAUAUAUUAAGUGGAGAUAUAAAGAAGAUACAAACUUUUCUUCGGAUGUGAAAGAGUGUUCUGAAGUAACACCGAGUAUAUCGAGUAUUACUACUUAUGCAAGGUAUACCCUGACAACUAUUUGUGCAUACCUUGUUCAACAACCACAAAGUAGGUUAUGUAACGCAAAUGAUACUUUGCAAAAUGAAAGGAUAUUAUGUAAACAAACUUGUCUGGAUCAUUAUGAUUCUUUACAAGACAUUGCUCACAGUCCUAAUGUUUGCAUUAAUGGAACAACUAGUGACAUUGAUAAGAGGUUUGAAAAUUUGAAUAAAUGGUGUACAUUUAAUACUGAUAACGAAACUACUACAAAUUGUGUUUCCGGAGAAGAAAAUGAACCUAAUAAUUGUGGUUUCAAAGAUGAUACGAGGGGAUUGUGCUCGUAUUGCAAAGACAGAGAUACAAACUCAUGUUGUAGUAAUAUACAACAAUGUCCUUAUAACUUACCUUCAGUAAGCGAUUCUUCACCGAUAAUUCCAAUAUCACCAAAUUCAUCCGAUAUUAGUGCUUCAGGCAUGGCAACCUCAUUGAACGGUAAAUCAAGUAGAUUAGCACUGAUAUUGGGUACAUUAGCGGGAGGUUGUCUCAUAUUGGGAUUAAUAGUGUUUUGUUGUGUAAAAAAACGACGAGGGACAUCAGAUCGAAGAAGGGUUAGUUUUUUUGCAACACCAUAUUUCUAUUUUAGACCUCCAAAUGUCGUUGGGGAUGGGAAUGAUGGGGCGGAAAUGAUUGGAAGAUAUUCAAAUAGUAUUGCAACUCCAAAUACUCCGUCAAAUGCGGGAACUGGAAGUUUCUUAUCCAACAUCAGUACCGAAGGUGUCGCUUUAGCUACGAGCGGGGCUGCCAUAGGAGCUAAUAACAAUUCUCAUUACAAUGGUAUAUAUAAUAUUAAUGCAGGAAGCGAUAGUUUGAGACGGGGAGGAAGUAAUUUAAAUGUAAAUAAUAGUAGUAAUCCGAAUGUAAAUUUAAAAAUAUCCACACAAUCGUCUCCUAUAACGGGAACAACAAAUUCAUCAUCAACAUCAGUUCAACUUGUUCCCCCUCCGCCUCACUCGGAUUCGAUCGAUUUGGGAAGUGGAGGAGAAAGUGAAGAAGAAGCGAAUAUAGUAGUGGUGGUGUUUCCUUAUUCAGCACAAUUACCUGAUGAGUUGGAAUUAUCUUUAAAUGAUAUAAUAGAAGUUAAACAAAAAUUCGAUGAUGGAUGGGCUGUUGGGAUAAAUAGGAAUACCGAUAAAGAGGGCGCUUUUCCUAACGUUUGUGUUGUAGGAUUUGAAAAUGUUGGAGAAAGUGAAAGUGGAAGUUGUAGUAUAAGUAUAGUUUUACCAGAAGGUUCAACUUCAGAUGACAUUGGAGAUGGUGUAGGAAGCAGCGUAGGAGGAUUAACAAGUUCGACACCAAGCCAAUUAUCGGAUGGAAGAUCAAGAAUUAGUAAUAGUAUUGAGAAUUUACCCAGAAGACAUUCUAGUAUGAGAAGAACAAGGAGAGAAGGAUUUGAUGGUGCAAGAGAUAGUUACGUAAGUUCAUCUAGUCCUAAUACCGACAAACAAUUAACUUAG
Molecule: messenger RNA, 1887 nt
Organism: Funneliformis geosporum
Lineage: Eukaryota; Fungi; Glomeromycota; Glomeromycetes; Glomerales; Glomeraceae
Source: the annotation of a GenBank genome assembly